Molecule: messenger RNA, 1187 nt
Organism: Doryrhamphus excisus (bluestripe pipefish)
Lineage: Eukaryota; Metazoa; Chordata; Actinopteri; Syngnathiformes; Syngnathidae
Product: histone H3
Cellular component (GO): nucleosome
Molecular function (GO): structural constituent of chromatin; protein heterodimerization activity; DNA binding
Source: RefSeq, a predicted model, not a curated record
CUCAGUCUUACGUGAAGAUGGCCAGAACAAAGCAAACCGCUCGUAAGUCCACCGGAGGCAAAGCUCCCAGGAAGCAGCUGGCCACCAAGGCUGCCCGCAAGAGUGCACCGGCCACCGGUGGCGUCAAGAAACCUCACCGUUACAGGCCCGGCACCGUGGCCCUGAGAGAGAUCCGUCGUUACCAGAAGUCCACCGAGUUGCUGAUCCGCAAGCUGCCCUUCCAGCGCCUCGUCAGGGAGAUCGCUCAGGACUUCAAAACCGACCUGCGUUUCCAGAGCUCGGCCGUCAUGGCGCUGCAGGAGGCCAGCGAGGCUUACUUGGUGGGUCUCUUCGAGGACACCAAUCUGUGCGCCAUCCACGCUAAGAGAGUCACCAUCAUGCCCAAAGACAUCCAGCUGGCUCGCCGUAUUCGCGGAGAGCGUGCUUAAGCGACCCCCGACUUUCAUCCAACCAACGGCUCUUUUAAGAGCCACCAAACCCGCCUUUGAAGAGCUAUAACCUUUGUUUUCUUAACAUCAUCACAUAUUGAUGGUUAUGCAACGCAUAAUACUGUUAGUUCAAUGUCCCUUAAUUGCGUCCCACAUCGAAUAUGAAACAGACUAGCAAACACUCGCCUCAUCUUUAUUACACGUAUUCUAUUCACAAAGUCACAAUCACUGCUUUCAUACCCCAUUAAAACGGCGCCACUUACUUAUUCUGUUAUUAAACCCUCUUCCCACACAAGUCAAAGCUUGGUAGACACGUGACACAAUCCACCCAAUCCCGUUUCAGCGUCAGCACAUAUAUAUUUGCAUAGGCGGCAUUUGAAGAGCUAUAACCUUUGUCAUCGCACAUUCAUAAAUGCAUAAGCAUAAUAACGUUCAUUCAGUAUUCACAAUGAGGCCAUUUAUAACAGACGCACAUGUGCAUACAGUGUCUCAACCGGCAACCACUGAUAGUAAAACUUCCUAACGUGUAUCAACCAAGUUGUCACGUCAUAUUAAGCACUCGUUCGUAGGUAGUCAAUAUUAAAAACAAUGGCCAUUUGUGCACGACUGUACUUUCAUUUUAAAAGCAGGGACCCUACUUCCCACGUCGAAUAUGAAACACUAGCCUGGUCUUUCUUACACGUAUUCUAUUCGCAAAGUCACAAUCACUGUUUUCAUACCCCAUUAAAACGGCGCCACUUAUUUAAUCUGUUGUUAAAC